Messenger RNA from Penicillium crustosum, 849 nucleotides. RefSeq names its product DODA-type extradiol aromatic ring-opening family dioxygenase. The transcript has 3 exons. NCBI's taxonomy places the organism in Eukaryota, Fungi, Ascomycota, Eurotiomycetes, Eurotiales, Aspergillaceae. Bases 1 to 849 code for a protein of 282 amino acids. The record is from RefSeq and is a predicted model, not a curated record. Gene Ontology annotation, molecular function: ferrous iron binding; zinc ion binding; oxidoreductase activity, acting on single donors with incorporation of molecular oxygen.
AUGGUACGCGCCUCAGUGGUCUGUAUAUCACAUGGAGGAGGACCCCUUCCUGUAAUCGGUGGACCGGGUCAUAGAGACAUCAUUCAUUCCCUAAAAAACCGAGUCCCUAAGAUCCUCAAGAUUGGUACGCCGGAGGCCCCGCGAGGCAUCGUUUGCGUGACGGCCCACUGGUCCGAACAUCAACCUACCAUUUCAUCCGCGAGCCACCAUGACCUCUACUAUGAUUAUGGCGGUCUCCCAAGUGAAGCUUACAGCCUGAAGUACAAUGCUAUGGGGUCGCCUGCCAUCGCGGAAGAUAUCAAGAAGGUUCUUACUGAGGAAGGUUUUACACCUAUUCUUAAUAGGAAACGAGGUUGGGAUCACGGUGUUUUCAUCCCCAUGAUGCUUAUCAAUCCGGCCGAGGACAUACCCAUCAUUCAGUUAUCCAUCCUCGCGUCUGAAGACCCGGCUGAGCAUCUCCGAAUGGGCCGAGCCCUUUCGAAACUUCGUGACUCCAACAUUGCAAUUUUGGGCUCUGGCUUCGCAUCUAUUCAUAACAAUAGAAAAGUGGUUCCAUUGAUGAUUAGCGAUACCAGGGCGCCUGCAAAGUUGAUCAAAAGUGCCAGCGAAUGGAAUUCAGAGCUGACAGCUGCGGUGACAAAGGAAAGAAGGCAAGACAGGGCAAAAGCACUUGAGGGGUGGAGGAAUUUCAUUCAUAGCUAUGAGAUGCAUCCGCCAGGUGCUGCCGAUCAUUUCAUGCCUUUGCUGGUGUGUGCGGGUGCAGCAAAUGAUGGGGCGGCUAGGAAGUAUAAGGAUGAUUUCCUCGGGAUGGAUAUUUGGACGUAUUAUUGGAAUGAUUCCCAUGUUUGA